Molecule: messenger RNA, 2521 nt
Organism: Plectropomus leopardus (leopard coralgrouper)
Lineage: Eukaryota; Metazoa; Chordata; Actinopteri; Perciformes; Serranidae
Gene: trim35-13
Product: tripartite motif containing 35-13
Molecular function (GO): zinc ion binding; protein binding
Source: RefSeq, a predicted model, not a curated record
GGCUGUUUCAAAAGACUUCUCAAAUAGCACAGACGUGAUCUCAGCAUACCAUUCUCUCUUUUGUCAUCGUUGGGUUUGUCCAGCAACCAUUUGCUCCACUCUGCACAGCUACAGGCUCCUAAAUGUUCAGCCAGUUUAGUUUUUUUUCCUGUGGUGUUUAUUUGAGAAAGUGCGAUAUGCAUGCUCAACACAACAAGGCAUAACACGGGAUAUGCCUUCGGGAGCUGCGGUAUCAACACUUAUUCCUAAGGUCAAGAUGAGGUAGCCCUCAAGUGACGUGGGAGGGGCCUCGAAUACUGCCCUCUCAUCAAAGCCCAGUGAAGAAGAAUGGCCACUCGACGUGCUCAUCUGGAGGAUGACCUUUCCUGUCCAAUCUGUGGACAUAUUCUCACUCAGCCAGUGGUCCUCACUUGCAGACACAGAUUCUGUAAAGCCUGUCUAAAAGACAGCUGGGAGACACAAGGCAGCGAGGAUUCGCACCACUGUCCUCUGUGUUGGCGCCGUUCCUCUAUGGAUCAAAUCGUGGUGAGCUCUGUGCUGGAGAAGUCCUGCGAAUCCUUCAAGAUGAAAAGAAGCAUGAAUGACCCAGAAGCUUGUAGGGAGCAUGGGGAGAAGCUCACAUUAUUCUGUUUGGAGGACUUGGAGCCAAUCUGUGGGUUAUGUGGGAAAGCAGCUGCACACACUGGGCACAGGCUCUAUCCCAUUCGGGAAGGUGCUCAUGACUGUAAGGAGGAACUAAAGAAUGCGCUCCUGCCUUUGAAAGAGAAGUUGCAGCAGUACAAGAAGGCGAAAACGGUCUGUGAAGAAAUGGCAGAACAUGUCAAGAACCAGGCUGAACAUACUGAAACACAGAUCAAGGCGGAAUUUGAAGCCCUUCACCAUUUUCUGAAGGAGCAGGAGGCUGCCAGACUCUCUGCUUUAAAGGCAGAACAGGACCAGAAGAACCUGAUGGUGAACCAGACUUUUGAGGAAAUGAACGAUGAAAUUGCAUCUCUCUCCAACACCAUCAGAUUAGUGGAACUGGAGAUGACUUCUCAAGACAUCCCAUUUCUUAAGAAUUACAAGGAAACAAUUAAGAGAACCUGGCGACCUUCCCUGGAUCAAGAACUGAUUUCUGGUGCUCUGAUUGAUGUGGCCAGGCACUUGGGCUCGUUGAAGUAUAAAGUGUGGGAGAAGAUGAAGAAAAUCAUUAAAUACAAUCCUGUGAUAAUCGAUCCAAACACAGCAGCUAGCUGCUUUGUCAUCUCAGAGGAUCUCACAGUUGUGCAGAACUCGACCCAGAUCUUCAAGCUGCCAGACAACCCAGAACGCUUUGACAUCAGUGCUGAGAUGCUGGCUGCUGAAGGCUACACCUCUGGACGCCACAGCUGGGAUGUGGAGGUGAAGGAAAACACCUACUGGGUGGUGGGAGUGGCCAGUGAGUCUAUCAACAGGAAGGGCAAGCACGUGCUGACACCAGCAGAGGGAUUCUGGACUAUAAGGUUUCGCAAUGGAGAGCAUAAGGCCUGCACUGCACCAUGGGAGCCACUGAACAUGACUAGGAAGCCAGAAGUAGUUAGAAUAGUUUUGGACAUGGACAGAGGCAAGGUGACCUUUUACGACCCUGGAGAGAGAACACCCCUCUACACCUUCACAGAGAUCAUCACACCCAGAGCCUAUCCCUACUUUUGUACUGCCUGCAAAGAGCAUCCACUGAAAAUCUUACCCACUAGGAUACUGUUGGCAAUGGACUAGUUAAUGGACUAAUUAACACUGGAGAUAUAGUGCCAUUGUUUGCAUAAAAAUCAUCCAAAAUUUGUUUUUUAUUAAUGAAUGACAUGAAACAGACAUGUUUUAAAAUAUUUAAUUUGAGUUAGCUUCAACAGAAUUGUUGUCUGGAUAUUGAUCUGAAAUUGUAUAUAGCUUUAACACCCAUAUAUUACUACACUGAUAAGUUUGUACAUAAAACGACAGUCACUUUGUGUGACUCAGCUUUGCACGAAAAAAAAAAAAUCACUACUGUGAUUUCCACAAUCUGUUGAGCUCCUUUCCAUGAAAUGCAUUUAAAAACUGAAACACGGAUCCGUCGUUUCAUAUAAGGCACAUACAGUAAGAACUUGCGUGUAUUUGCAAACCUGUGCCAGUGUUCUUCGGAGGUUCAGAUAUGACAAGUGAGAUUAGUUUUCUAUUGCAUUAAAACUAAGACUCUAUGGUUAGUGUUUGAUCUAGUAGCCACAUGUAUUGCAUGUUCAAGUCUUGUCUUUCAGCUUAAUCCAAACAAACAUCAGUAACUUCAUAGCUUCACACUCAAGUAUUGCUUAAACCUACAAAGAAUUAUCCUUGCAGCACUUUUCAUAAAUGGGUAUAUACCCAGUAACAGCUUGACCUGAUUCUACCUUUGCUGUCCUAACACUACUUUCACAUGUAUCCUGUUUCAGUUGGGUUGUGGGAGAAACCCACUGCAUGUGCGGUGAUGCUCAAAGGCUUGAGGUGUUCAUUUAAUAAUUAUAACAUGUUAUUAAAGGGAGUAAAUGCCCUCACA